AUGGAAGAAAUUAAACAACAAAAAAAAAUUUUAAUUGCGGAAAAUUUAAAGGAAAAUAAGGAAAAAAGAAUUUUAAAAAAAUUUGAUGAAACAAAAUCAAAAUGGGAUAAGCAGAGCAAACUGAUAAAAGAAAAAACAAAAAAAAAAGAAACUUUAGCAGAUCAGGGAGAUAAAUACAGAGAAAAAAACGAAUUAAAUAUUUUAAUUGAUUACUUAAAUAAAGAAGAAAAAAAAAAAAAUAAUUGGACAGAAAAUUUAAGAUAUGGAUGUGAGAAAAUAAAAUUUAAGGAAUCAGUUAUAAAAAUAGAUUUAAAUAACAAAAUAUCAAAGAAUAAUAAAAAGUUAUUUGAUAAAGUAUUUGAAAAGAACGAUGGAAAAAAAGAAUUAAACCAAGAAUAUUAUAAAAAAAAUAAGGAUAUAAAAAAAGAAGAAAAUGAAAAAAUAAUUAUUGAAAAAAUCAAAAAUAAUUUAGAAUUUGUUUUAUCAAAUUUUGCAAUACCUUUAGAUAAUAGUUUCUGUAUCAAAGGUGAUAAGAUAGAAAUAAACAAAUUAUGUGAAGAAAAUAAUCUUCAAAUAAAUGAAGAAAAGCAAUUAACAGAUAACGAAAUUAAUGAUAAAAAAGAAGUAACACAUAUUAAGUAUGAUAAUUUAAAUAUUGAUAAUGUUGAUAACAUACCAAAUAACAAGGAAUACUUAAAAGUAAGUUGUUCUGUUAUAGAAAUUAAAAAUUUCGGAACAGAAGUUAUCAACAAAUGUAUUACUUUAACAAAUUGUUCUUCAAGUAUAAUUAUUUAUCAAAUUACUUUUAAAAAAAAUAUAAAAUUAAAAAAUGAAGUCAUACACUUAAAAGAUGCGAUAUAUUUUGAUAAUGAAAAAAAUUAUAAUAUUUUUAUUUCUCCUAAUACUGGAUAUAUAAAUCCUAAAGAAAAAAUAAAAAUAAACUUUUCUUUUAUUUUUUACUAUUUUGUAAAUAGUUUUGGUUGUUUUACUAUAAAGUAUUUGUGUAAUAAUAAAAUUUUCAAAAAAUAUAUUUUCCUGGACGUUAAUUCUUUCUAUAAUAUUACUGAAUUAAAAAAAAAAAUUAAAAAAAAAAUUCAGAUUGAAAAUUAUAAUAAAGAUGAAGCAAAUUUAAAAAAUCCUAUAGAGGGUUUAGAUAUAAGAAAAUUAUGUAAAACUAUUAAUUUUAUAAAUUUUAAUUAUCAUUUAAAUUUAAAUGAAAGAAAUAUUAUUUAUUUUUUUAAAAUAAUAGAGGAAAUUAAUUAUAAUUUUUUUACAAAAUUAAAAUGUUUGAUAAAAGAAGAAAUAACUGAUUACUCAGAUAAAAAUUGUAAUAAUAAUAAUGAGAAAAUAAAAAAUAAAUCUAGUGAUGAUAUUGAAGAAAAUAAUGCUAGCAACUUAAAAAGAACUGAAAAAAAUUUACAUGAUAAUAAUGUUUUUUUUCAAAAUAAAUCAGAAGUAAUACUUGUCUGUGAGAAGCAUAACUAUUUUAGGAAAAAUAAAAAACAUUUUAAUUUAAAAAAUUGCUUGAACAGUUUUUUUAUUUAUAUGAAGUUUAAGUUAUCUUUUUUUUUUAAUAAUUAUUCAUCAUGUUAUGAUUUGAAUUUUUUUAAAAGUCAUUUUCUUAUGGAUAAAUCAACUUUCCUGUUCAAUCACUUAAAUUUAAAUACACUUAUAAAUAAUAUGAAGAAAACUUAUUAUAAAGAAGAUGAGAAAAAAAUAGAAUUAUAUGAUAAAGAGGAAUUUAAAAAAUUUGACAAGCCUGGAAUUGAAAGUAUCUAUAAUUUCUUCAUUAACAUAUAUGAAAAAAUUAAUUAUAAAAAGGAAAAUUUUUUUCACAUAUUUACUUUAAAUAUUCAUGAAUAUAUAACAGAAUUAAUCAAUUCUUAUAAAAAUUUAAAAAAAAAUUAUAAAAUUAGUAAAAAUGUUAUAUUCUUAAAAAAAGAAAUUUGCAAUAAGCAAGUAUUUCAAAAUUUAAAAGAUAAUGACAUUAAUCAAAAAAAAAAUAAAGUUAGUAAAAUAGAAGAAAAAGAAUUUCAUGAUUUUUUAGUUAGCAUUAGGAAUAAUUAUCAUAUCAAUAUGUUACAUAUAUUUCCUAAUAUAAUUAUUAAUAAUUAUCUUAAUUUUUUUAUAAAUUUUGUAUAUUUACAAAAUAAAUUAAAUAUUUCUCCUACCUUUUAUUUUUUUUAUUAUUUUCAAAUUUUGAAUUUUAUCAAGAACUUAUUUAUAAAAAAAAAAAAUACAUUUUAUAAGGGUACAGAGCAAAACGUUAUUAUAGAAAUAAAUAAUAAAUUAUUAUUUGAAAUUCUUACAUAUAUAUACACCAUUUAUAAAAAUAAAGAAAAUAAUAAUAAAAUUAAUGAAAUAAAGGAAAGUGUUGUUUUUUUAUUUUCUUCAAUUUUUUUAUAUGUAAGACAAAAUAUAAAAAAUUUAUAUAUAUUUUUUGACGCUCAUAAUUUUUACAAUAUUAUAAAUCAAGAGAAAAAUAACUUAUUUCAGGAAGAAUUUUGUAAAAAUGUUUUCUUUCUAUUCCUUUUUCCCUAUUUAAGAAAUUUUAUUUCUCAAAUUUCAAAUUUCAAAUAUGAAUUAUAUUUCUUAAAGAAUUAUGAUGAUAUAAUGCAAUUUUGUGAAAACUAUAUAUGCAAUGAAAAAUUUGAAAAAGAAGAAAGAGGAGAAAAAGAAGAGAAAGAAGAAAAAGUAGAAAAAGAAGAAAAAGAAGAGAAAGAAGAAAAGGUAGAAAAAGAAGAAAAAGAAGAGAAAGAAGAAAAGGUAGAAAAAGAAGAAAAAGAAGAGAAAGAAGAAAAGGUAGAAAAAGAAGAAAAAGAAGAGAAAGAAGAAAAGGUAGAAAAAGAAGAAAAAGAAGAAAAAGAAAAUACAAGAGCUGACAAAGAUAGUAAAAAUGAAUAUAGAGACGAAAAUGAAAAAGUUGGAACUUACACAAAUAAAUUUAGUAAUUUUGAUACAGUUAAAAGUAUAAAUUUAAAUAACCCAGAAGAAAAUAAAAUUAAUUUUUUUGAUAAUUUUCAUAUUAACAGUGAAUACAUCUAUGAAAAAAAAGAAAAUUUAAAAGAAAUAAAUGAAAUAAAAGAAAUGAAAAAUAGUAAUAAGAAUGAAAAUGGUAAUAUAUUUUUUAUUUCUGAUAAAAAAAUGUUUUCCAAGAUAGUUUAUGAAUAUUAUUUUGAGGACUUAAAAAAAAAAACAGAACUAAAUUUAUUAUUUUUGAAGAAGAUAUAUAACAAUAAGAUAAAAAAAAAUGAAGAAGAAAAAGGAGAAAACAGUGUUAUUAUUUCAGUAACAGGUGAAGAGAAAAUAAAAAAAAAAAAAAAAAAAAAGGGAAAGGAAAAAGAAAAAGAAAAAGAAAAAGAAAAUCUUCAUAAUAAUGAAUGUGAUAACAGAGAGGAACAAAAUACAGAAAAAGAAAAAAAAAAAAAAAAAAAGAAAGAAAGGGGAAAUAAUAAUAGUUCAUUUAUUAAAAGCAAAAAUGGAGAACAAAACUUACAAAAAGAUAAUAAAAAAGAAAAUAAAGAAUUUAUUCAAUAUUAUUUUAUAAAAAUAUUUGAAAUUUUAAAUGUGAACACAUAUAUUAUAGAUGAUAAAAAAAUGUUAAGCAAUAUAAGAAGCAUCAAUUUUUGCAGUAGAAUAAACAUAAAAACAGGACCCCUUUUAAAUAAAAAAAUUUAUUCUAUUUUAUUUAUUUUUAAUUUAAUAUCAGUUGAACACCUAAAUCAUUUGUAUAAAAAUUUAAAAAGUCCGAAUUAUUACUUAUAUAGUGAUUAUAUUGAAUAUAAUAGAAAAACAAUUUUGAUUUUAUUUAAAGAAAUUAUUCAGUACUUUGAUCUUCAAAACAAUAUGAAUAAAAAUAAUUUUUUAAUGAAACUUCCUCUGGAUACAAAUUUUGAUUUCUUAUUUAUUCAAUUAAAAAAUAUGAUAGAAGACAAACAAAAAAUAUGUAUAGAAGAAAAAUAUGACAAAAAGGAAAAUGAAGAAGACAAUUAUGAUAAAGAAAAAAUUUCUGUAAAAGAUGAUGAACAAAAUUGGACUACAGAAUUUUUUAUAAUACAUUUUAAUAAAAAAAAAGAAGAAUUUAUUCAAAUUUUAAAAAAUAAUAUAAAAAGAGAAGAAUUGAAAUAUAUAUGUAUUAUUUCACCUAAUAUAAAAAAUUCUUUUUUAAACUUUUCUAACUUAAAAAAAAUUAUUGAAUGGAUAAAACUAUUAAACAUGUUAAUAUUUUUUAAUAUUUCAGAUGUAUAUAUAUGUGGUGAUUUGCUUUUUAUAUUUUUGUUUUUUAUAUAUGAUAACCACAUAAUAAAAGGUAAAUUGUGUAAGAACAAAAAUGAUAUUUAUAUUAAAUUAGAUACAAAUAAAAGUAUAAAGAGAAAAAACAAUUAUGUAGAAAUGGAAAGUAUGUAUAAUACAAAUAAUAGUGAUAAUAUUUAUUUACAAAUUUUUGAUAUACAUAACUUUCCUCAUAAUUUAUUAUUAUUAUUAAAAAUUAGUAUAUUUAAUAUUCUAAAUUUAUACAAAACAUACAACAUAAAUAUACAUUUUCCUUUUGAUAUUUAUAUUAAAUCCGAUAAAAUUUUAAAUAACUCUUCAUUUUCUAUGUAUUGCUUAUUACCUUAUAAAAACUAUACUUCAAUGAUAAAUUCAGCUAAAAAGAACUUUCUUAAUAAAUACAAAAAUAAAAUAAGUAAAAUGUCCUUUUUUGAAAAUAAGCAACAAAGUCCUUAUGUAAAUAAUUUGAUAAAUAUAAAUCCAAAUGAAAAAAAAAACAAUGAAGCAUAUUCAAUUAAAAAAGGUUUUUAUAUUAAAAAAGAGGAAAAAGAAAAGGAGGAUAGUUACAAAACAAAUAUGGAAAAAAUUGAUGCAAACUUUGAAAUUACUUCAUUAUCAAAAGAAUUCACAGAAAAAGAAAAAGACUUAACAAGUUCUCAAGUUAAAAAUGUAUGCUUAUUAAAUAUAGGAAAACUAACAGUAAGUAACAUCUUAAAAAAUAUAAAAAAAGAAAAUAAAAUAUUGUGGUUAUGUGGAUCAUUUGAAAAAAAUAUAAAAGAAAAUUCUGAAACUAGCCUAAAAAUACUUGAAUAUUUCUUAAAUUAUUCUUCAUAUAAUAAUAAUAUAAUACAUGUAAAUAAUUUGAUAAUAUUAAAUAAAAGGAUUUAUUAUUUAUAUUAUUAUCAUAUAUCAAAAAAAAUACAUAUAACUUUUUUGUUUAAUAGUUACAAAUUUUUAGUGAAAUUUUUUGAUACAAAAUAUUCGAAAAAUGAUAUGUUAUCUUUAAUUAUUUGA
Messenger RNA from Plasmodium relictum, 5286 nucleotides. Its product is annotated as conserved Plasmodium protein, unknown function. The transcript is spliced from 3 exons. Bases 1 to 5286 code for a protein of 1761 amino acids. Lineage: Eukaryota; Apicomplexa; Aconoidasida; Haemosporida; Plasmodiidae. The record is from RefSeq and is a predicted model, not a curated record.